Molecule: messenger RNA, 2487 nt
Organism: Encephalitozoon hellem ATCC 50504
Lineage: Eukaryota; Fungi; Microsporidia; Unikaryonidae
Product: importin beta
Exons: 1
Coding region: 1-2487 (828 amino acids)
Biological process (GO): protein import into nucleus
Cellular component (GO): nucleus; cytoplasm
Molecular function (GO): small GTPase binding; nuclear import signal receptor activity
Source: RefSeq, a predicted model, not a curated record
AUGGAUAGAAGAGGAUUGGAAGCAUGUCUGUAUGAAGUGCUGAAGUCCGAUCCCGCUGCUGGGAAGAGGGCCGAGGCAAAGAUCCUGGAGCUUCAGUCAAGUGACUUUGAAAGGUUUAUAUCGAUUCUUGUGGAGGUUUUUGGCGACCUGAAGAGUAAUGAUCAGCUCCGGAUGGUUUCUGGGAUUAUUCUUAAGAACAGUCUUCAUGCAAACGACCCUGAGCUCCAGAAAGGCUGCCUAAGCAGAUGGUUAGGCAUGAGGUUCGAGUCCCGGGAGUAUGUGAAGAGCAUGGUUAAGGGAGCAAUGAAAGGGCCUGUGCCGAGGUUCUGCACCAUGGCCGGGGCCGCCCUUGGCCAGAUAGCUAGGAUUGAGGUUCCAAACAAUUUGUAUCAAGGGUUCUUCGAGGAGAUGAAAAGAAUGGUCUGCGAUGAGGAAGCGGCGUGCGGGGUGUGCGAGGCUGUGGGAAUAUGCUGUAGCCAUCUUGUGAAGGAGGCACCGGAUCUGCUUCAGAUGUAUAAUGCCAUUGUGUUUGAGAUAUGUAUGCAUCCUCUUAAAAAUGGAACUUCAAGCCGAACUAAGUUAUCUGGGCUUAAGUGCCUGAUGAACUGCAUGGAGGUCAAGGGGAUAUUCUGCUACGAAGAGAAUGUAAACAUAUUUCUUAAUGCAACAAUAGGAAUAUGGAAUGGAAAUGAUGAAGAGCUAAUACACAAGCUGAUGAUAUGCUUCAACAGGCUUGUGAUGCUCAACUACAAGUUUAUUGAGAAGAGGGUAUUAGAGAACAUGCUGGCACAGUAUUUGGGGAGGUUCUUCAAGUCAAGGCAUGAUGAGAUCAAGAUCCAGGCAAUUGAGUACUGGUGUAUUUUUGCCGAGAAGGAGGAUGAAGAGAUGAUCAACAAGUACAUGCCUGUUGUCUUGCCGGAGAUCCUCAGUCUUCUUGAGAAGGGGCCUGACUACUAUGGAGACGUAUGGUCGCCACACAAGGCUGCAUCUUCUUGCCUCGAGAUGUACACCGAGUUGAAGGGCGACAAGAUGAUGAGGAAUGGGAUGGUGUGGGGGUUCAUAGAGACAUCCUUGAAGUCUGGGUCCAGGGCCAGUGUGGACAUAGGUGCUGUGGCACUCGGAAGUGUUAUGUGUGAGAGGUGUGAGGACUGUUUGACGAAGAUCAUACCGGAUCUUGUUACUGGGAUAGAAUACGAGGAGUCAAAAGACUCCUGCCUGUGGGCACUAUCCAGGGUGGCAGAGUGUAAUUUCUAUGCACUGACGGACCACCUUCCAAUGAUUCUAAGCAAGUGUGGUUCUGUUGUCCUUGAAAGCUCUAAGUCCUCUAUUGGUGCCUCGUGGGUGAUGGACUGUGUAUUCCGUUCCAUAGCAGACAGCAAGGGGAAGGAUGGAUUUGCAAGCCACAUACCAAAUGCCACAAGGAAGAGAGCUGAUGGUUUUAUCGAAAGCUUCCUAGUAAAGCAAUACUUGGAUGUCCUUAACGUGCUGGUCAAGGGGACAGAACUAGCGAGCCUGAACGAUUCAAGCCUAAGAGUUGCACUGUUUUCUGCACUUGGAGAGCUGAUUCUGAUAUGUCCGCAAACUGUUUCGAACAUUCUUGUUGGGUUCUACGACUACACGGCAAAGAAGAUUGAUGAGUGCAUAAGUGUGCUGGGAUAUGCUACACAAGACCAGCUUCUUGUUGUUGAGGAUGUCCUUUCGAACUACAUAGGACUCAUUGAGGCAAUAGCAACUGCAAGAGAGAGGAAGGACGUGGAAGACCUUCUUGAGCUGUUCAUACGAGUCCUGGAGUCAACGCCAACAAUAGCCUUUGGGGAGGUCUACACAAGUAUCUCAAACCUUUCUUCAAAGUUCUCUCCACAUGCAUCCAGGAUACUCCCCUACAUGACAAGGGAUAUGAGGUGCACGGAUAGGUUUGUCCUGAGCUCAGUGAUAAACCUGGUUGGAAGACUUGCAAACACAAUGGGAACAGACUUCAACAUCCUUGCAACUGUUCUUACAUCGUCUCUGGUCCAGUGCCUCAGCUCUGAAGCUACUCACCGAGACCUCAAGCCAACAAUACUGUCUGUGUUUGGAGACAUUGCCCUGGCACUAGAGAGAAAUUUCGAGUCGUACCUGGACAUGGUUGUCAUGCUAUUCCAGCAAAUAUCUGAGCUUGGAAGGUACUCCGAUGAGGAGUAUGUAGACAGUCUCCGUAAGAAUGCAGUCCAGCUUGUGAAUUGUUCUUUGGUGGCCAUUGGCGACAGCUCAAAGGUUAGAAGUGUUCUCCCCAGGAUCAUUGGAAUAGCCCACAAGAUAGGUACUGAGGACGAAAAUGGCAAGGCCCGCAACGACAUCCUUGGGCUUAUUGACGAUCUUGUUGGGAUGUAUGGAAAGAACUUUGGGCUGGAUGAGCCAUGGAUAAAGGACUUUUUGUAUGGAAUGAUGAAGUGUGGCGACGACAAGAAUAGAAAGAAGGCCAGCCAUGUCCUGGAGAUGCUAAGAUAA